This is a messenger RNA of Trichobilharzia regenti, 1255 nucleotides long. NCBI's taxonomy places the organism in Eukaryota, Metazoa, Platyhelminthes, Trematoda, Strigeidida, Schistosomatidae. The record is from the annotation of a GenBank genome assembly.
AUGUAAUAUACCUUUUUGUUUUUAUAUCCGUUCAGUUAUGUUUCUUUGUGUGUCUGUUCGUAGAAGUCGUAAAGUUAUUUGCAUACUUUGUAUUCUCACGGUUACAUAGAAAUGAUGCUUUGCAAAAUGCUCCCACUUUCUCUUAAACGUAGGGUCUCAUUCUGUGUCCCGAGGAAAACAGAAUUAAACUGGUAAGCGAUGUUAUUCGAGAGCAAACUGGUAAAAGCUGCGUGGUCGUUAUCGGGGCUACAACAGCUGUCGAAGUGGCCAAACAACAUUUCACCGAGGCAACUAUCGGCUCCAAGAAUCUCACAUAUGCACAUGAAGUAAAAAGGCUUCUACAGAUGCAAUAUUGUACUGAAUGCUGAAAAUUCCUUGCUGUAUCAUGAGUACUGUUUUUGGAAUAAAGCAAUUAUUAUUAUUAUUAUUAUUAUUAUCCCCUGCCGACGCACACCUGAUAUCAGUGGUCGGCCUGCAAAAUUUCGGCUACCGAUAUCGCAUGUUGAAAAUUCCAUACUUGUACCGAAAAUACAGUGUGGCGUCAAGCUGUAAUCAAAAUAAAACAAAAAGAUAAAUAAAAUGUCACAAAAUUCCGGGUACAUCAAAAAAUAAACUCCAUAUUUUCAAAAGGCCUAACAAAUGGUACUUUCUUUAUGUCAAUAUUUUGCCUAUCAAUACAGUCCGAUUACCUCAAGCUUGUUAUAACUCAAGAUGAUGUUGGCGUGGAAUUGUGUGGAGCGUUGAAGAACGUCGUGGCGAUAGCUGCGGGAAUAUGUCACGGUUUAGAUUUAGGAGACAAUACUAAGGCUGCCGUAUUGCGUAUUGGAUUUUGGGAAGUAUCUGAACUAAUGAAAGAGUUGUUCCCUGACAGAGGUAUAAAUUAUUUAACAAUUGAACAAAGUUGUGGAAUAGCUGAAUUAUUUAUGUGUAAGUUGUUCAAUGUGUUAAAAAAGAGAAAAAUUGGUGAUUUUAUUUCCGAACUAACAAUAAUAGGAAAGUCAACUUUUCUGCUAUAAGGAUGAGUUGGCUUAUAAAUCAGUCAUUGUAACUAAAUGAGUGAAAAGUGUUACAAUUACUUUAUAUUGAAUGAAUUACAACUAAUUCUUUGAUAACUGCAAACUGAAUGGUUUUCAUUUGAUCAGGACAUGAUCGAUCAGUAGGAUUUAAACUGCAUUAGUUUUAUCGAAUUCCAUUAUGUGUAUAUGUUAACAGCACUUGAAUCAGUUAAACGAACUUCAACAUCCAGUCUAACCUA